Molecule: messenger RNA, 2815 nt
Organism: Amaranthus tricolor (Joseph's coat)
Lineage: Eukaryota; Viridiplantae; Streptophyta; Magnoliopsida; Caryophyllales; Amaranthaceae
Product: 65-kDa microtubule-associated protein 3-like
Exons: 13
Coding region: 184-2385 (733 amino acids)
Biological process (GO): microtubule cytoskeleton organization
Cellular component (GO): spindle; cytoplasm
Molecular function (GO): microtubule binding
Source: RefSeq, a predicted model, not a curated record
UGGACUCACUAUCCUCUCCCCUUCAACGGUCGAAAUUUCAAAAUCUCUCUGAAUCUCUUUCUUAUUCAUCGUCGUCUGUUUCUCUCUAACUUCCGUUAUCUGAUCAUCUUGAGUCUCUACUCUCACAUUUAAUUCAGCUGUCUGCCAACUCUUUUCUGAAAGUGUACUUUGUGGUGGGUUAAGAUGGCUAUAGUUCCAAGUGAUCCGCUUAUUCAAUUAGAAACAACUUGUGGUUCUCUUUUAUAUGAACUUCAGAUAAUAUGGGAUGAGGUUGGUGAAACUGAAACUUCUCGAGAUAAGAUGUUACUUGAACUAGAGCAAGAGUGCCUUGAAGUUUACAGAAGAAAAGUUGAUCAGGCAAACCGUUGCAGAGCUCAGCUACGUCAGGCUAUUGCUGAUUCAGAGGCAGAGCUAGCCGCCAUCUGUUCCGCACUGGGAGAGCGUCCACUGCAUAUUAGGCAGGCUGACCAAAAAUUCGGAAGUCUUAAGGAAGAGCUCAACGCCAUUCUCCCGCAGCUUGAAGAGAUGCGAAAAAGUAAAAUAGAAAGGAGAAGUCAAUUCCUAGAUGUCAUAGGACAAAUCCAAAAGGUGGCCACUGAAUUAUAUGGAUCAGUAGUCUAUGAUAGCUCUAUGGCUGUUGUGGAUGAAAAUGACCUGUCCUUAAGAAGGCUUGAAGAAUUGCAAAACCAUCUGCAAUCUCUACAACAAGAGAAGAGUGAUCGCCUGAAACGAGUAAUGGAACACUUGAACAUUUUGUGUUCAUUGUGUGCUGUCCUUGGCUUGGAUUCUAAGGAAACUGUUAGGGAACUUCACCCAAGCUUAGUCGCUUCUGAAGAAUCGCGUAGCAUAAGUACUGAUACACUUAAGCAGCUGGAGUCUGCAAUAUUAAAAUUGCGAGAGCUUAAGCUUCAGAGAAUGCAGAGGCUCCAAGAUCUUGCAACAAUGUUAUUGGAGCUUUGGAAUCUAAUGGAUACACCUUUGGAGGAGCAACAAGAAUUUCAAAAUGUCACAUGUAAUAUUGCUGCAUCUGAAGACGAGAUAACUGAACCUAAUGUUCUUUCUGCAGACUGCAUAAAACAUGUUGAGGCAGAAGUUUCCAGACUGGAGUUGCUGAAAUCAAGCAAGAUGAAAGAGCUUGUGCUGAAGAAAAGAACUGAAUUAGAAGAAAUUUGCAGGAAAUCACACUUAGUUCCAGAAGCAAAUUGUGAAACAGAACAUCUCAUGGAAGCAAUAGAAUCUGGAGCUUUGGACCCUGCAUCAGUCCUUGAGCAAAUUGAACUGGAGGUUUCCAAUGUCAAGGAAGAAGCAUUUAGUCGCAAAGAAAUACUGGAGAAAGUCGAGAAGUGGAAGUCAGCAUGUCAGGAGGAAGAGUGGCUUGAACAGUAUAAUCAGGAUGAAAACCGAUACAAUGCAGGACGAGGUGCUCAUCUUACCCUCAAGCGUGCUGAAAAAGCCCGAACACUAGUUAACAAACUUCCAGGGAUGGUGGAGGCAUUAGCUGCAAAAGCUCUAAACUGGGAGAAUGAAAAAGGCGUUGUGUUUCUGUAUGAUGGGGUUCGUCUUCUUUCUAUGCUUGAAGAGUAUAUGAUAUACCGACAAGAAAAGGAGCUGGAAAAGAAACGGCAGAGAGAACAGAAGAAAAUUCAAGGGCAACUGAUGGCAGAACAAGAGGCACUUUUUGGCUCAAAACCAAGCCCCAUGAAGAGUGCCAAGAAUCCUUCCAGAAGAAUGUCUAUGGGAGGAGGCGGAGGAGGACACAACAGAAGGGACUCUCUCGGUGGCAACAUGCUUCAAACACCAAAGCGUGAUCCAUCUCACUCUACUAGAGCAACACCCGAUUCUCGUUCUGUCAAAAAGGAUGAUUGCACAGCAGGAAAAGCUCAUGUAAAAAGGGCUUUGGACACGACAAACCUCCCUGCCAAAAAUUACUCAUUUGGUGGUCGAGAAUCUGAACCUAUAGCGGCAAGAAAACCUUUCUCACCUGUUUCUUCGGUGGCAUCAACAAGAGGAACAGGAGAUUUCUUUGAUGAUCAAAACAUAAUGCACAACAGUAGCAUUCAGAAACCUCUUCCCAAAAACGAGACAUCUCAGAAAGUGGUUAGCUUGAAUAACACUCCAUUCACCACUCCUACAAAAAAGAUCCCUGCCGGAGAUGAAGAAAACCGCACUCCAAACGUAAAGUCGAUCCCUCCACCUUCAACACCUUUGACAAUUUCGGCUCCAAUGCAAACAUCUAUGACACCAGCUCCUCCAAAACCACUCUAUGCUGAUAAUUUGCUAGGAGACACAGCUGAUGAGAUUGAGUACUCAUUUGAGGAAAGGAGAGCUGGCUUUGUACUGCCAAGCACAAAUCUUAAGGGAGCCAUAAGUUUGAAACCUUUAUAAAUUAAAACUUUUUUGAGUGAAAUGCUUUAAUUUUUCUUUGUUGGGUACAUAGAUCAUGUUCAAGUUAAAUAAUGUUUUAACUUGUUCAUUUUCUUCCCACUUGUAUAUAUUAUGCUGAACCUAUUAGUUGUAAGCUUAAUUUUUCAUUUUGUUCAAAGUGAAUGCAUAUGCUAGUCAACUGCAACAUUUAUAUAAUUUCUUGAAAACUCUAUGGACAAUGGAACAAUAUGCUGAAUUGAAGUAGAGCAAUCCAUAGAAGAUUGGUAAAAUUAACUGGUGUUUAUACCAAGGCCGAUUUGCAAGUUAAUUGACAAAUGUCAUACGACUUUUAAUAUCGCCCAAGUUGGGAUGAAUAUGGUGCGAAACUCGUAAAAUUUUACUUGUUUGUCACCCCAACACUCAACUAAUAAAAUAUCAAACUAAGCAUCGC